UUUCCAGAGUGAAUUCUCUUUUUCCAAAUUCCUCCGGGGUAGUGUGGAUGGGGCCUUACAGUACAGAAAAGGCGAUCCGUUCACGGGAAAUAGCGUUUCUCAGAACGGUCUAGGUCAAAUUCCGGCCGGCUUCUCGAUCAAAUUGCCAAAACACAUUUUAGACUGUAAACACCAGAAAUUCAAAGCGAUUCUUCCAAAAGAAAACUUAAUGCUUGCAUGACUGGCUACAGAUUGCCUGCGCUAUAAAUAAACUUUCGACUGGCAGCCAUUAACUGCAGCAAUUGUCAUUGGCGGCUUUACCAUUAACUAUAGUUAGUGCUGGAGUUGGUUUAAAUAUAUAUUGCUGAUCGAUAAAAAUCAUUUCCAUUCUAGACAAAUCAACCGGAUCCUUAUAGUUUUACACAUCGGUAAUACAUAUGUGAACAAAACUUCAGAAAACGCAAGUACUGCAUACAUUUUACUACUUUCGGUUUUUUGAUGAUUUCCUCAACGGAGAUGGUUUUAUAGCUACGAAACGGCCAUCUGUCUUGCUGAAACAAAGUGGAUAGGAAAUCAGUUUCCGUGUUGCAAAAUAACACAAAAGGGCCAACAUUCAUGGCGGAAACUUCUUGUGAUGCAGUACACUAUCUCCCGACAUUGUCCGAAGUUCAAAAACUUCAUUCAUCCUACAUCGCCAAUUGUGUCUUCAACAGUUUUCUUUCCUAUACAGCCAUCAUGUUAAACAUUGUAACGAUCCACGCAAUUCGAAAAACUUCGUCGUUGCCAAAACAGUUAAAAACAUUGCUAUUGAGUCUUGCUGUUUCUGAUAUUGGUGUUGGUUUGUUAGGCGAACCAUUUUACAUCUCGCUCCUGGUGAGGUGGUUGCAAAAAGACAUCCCCGACUGCAUAGCCUACAACGGUUUUUUCAUCGUCAUAAGGUUGUUUUCUCUUGCUUCGUACCUUACUGUUGUGGCCAUAAGUGUGGACAGAUUCUUGGCUAUUCAUCUUCAUCUCAGAUAUCAGGAACUUGUGACUUACCAGCGAGUUGUUGCCGUGGUAGUGUCAGUAUGGGUUUUCAGCGUACUUAUUUCAUUAACUACGUUUUGGCUUGCCACUGAAAUUUCUUCCGUAGCGCUUUCUUCUAUUGGAACUGCUUGUGUCAUUGCUACUACAACAAUCUAUUGGAGGAUUUAUUUAGCUUUAAAGCGCCACAAGAACCAAAUGGAAGCCAUUCAACUACAAGAAAUCCGUGAAAUAACACAAAAUGGCAACAUGGCAAAUUUUGCGAGCAUUAGGAAGUCCGCUGUGGGCGUAUUUUAUGUAUAUCUCGUGUUUUUGGUUUGUUACUUACCUCACUUUCUGCUUUUGUUAAUCCACGCCCCGAGUUUUGCUGUAAUUAAGCACACUCUCGAACUCUACUCGAUGACGUUGAUUUUUCUGAAUUCCUCUCUGAACCCUGUUAUUUAUUGCUGGAAGAUGAAACACAUUCGUCGAGCUAUCAUGAACAUCCUGCGAAACUUCAUCCGCCGGCACCACUGAUGACCCAACAGUCCCAGCACACAACUGAUGAGCAGUACCCAGCAUAUCACAAGAGGAGGCACUUCGAAAAAUUAUCGUCAUAAAACUUUUGCCAUUGAACCACGACAGAAUUUACUCGGUUGAGCGAAUUAAGCCUUUGUUCAGUCGGUAGCAGAAGGUUUCGCAACCAAUCAAGUUCCGGCACGUCCCAGUUCGAACGACACUUUGAUAGGUCGCUGGAGUUCGCUCCCUACGGCUUUCUUUCUUACCAUAUCUUGAUGUAAGCGUUAAGUUUAAGAAAACUGGAGCCCAAAAGGCAUUGUUAUUAGUCUUGAGAGAGAAACCACUGACUGUUUCUCGUCCUUUAAACGUGAACACGAGAGUGAAUGCUUGAGGCGACUGACUCACUCAACAUCUC
Molecule: messenger RNA, 1915 nt
Organism: Orbicella faveolata
Lineage: Eukaryota; Metazoa; Cnidaria; Anthozoa; Scleractinia; Merulinidae
Product: melanocortin receptor 4-like
Biological process (GO): G protein-coupled receptor signaling pathway
Cellular component (GO): membrane
Molecular function (GO): G protein-coupled receptor activity
Source: RefSeq, a predicted model, not a curated record